This is a messenger RNA of Thamnophis sirtalis, 2653 nucleotides long. NCBI's taxonomy places the organism in Eukaryota, Metazoa, Chordata, Lepidosauria, Squamata, Natricidae. The record is from RefSeq and is a predicted model, not a curated record.
CAUUGACGGCGGCAGCGGCGGCUCCUUCCUUCCUUCCUUGCUUCUUUCCUUCCUGUCGGCGCCGACCCGGAGGGCGCGGAGGCGGCGAGCGGUGCACCUGAGCGCCCGGAGGCUGCUGGGCCCGUGGCCGGAGCGCAAGGCCGAGCGAGGCAGGAGCUCGGCCUGCCUGACGUGGGCGAGGGGGUCGGCCCAGAAUGCAGGACUUGGAAUAAUGGAUUUAAGCUACAGGAAGGUUGAUUCAGGUUGAAUUUUAGACAAAAAGAAGAAUCACUAAUGGUUGGCGUCUUUUAGCUUAAGCUCUUCAGCUGGAGGCAUCAUGAGCAGAAGCAAGCGUGAAAGUAACUUCUACAGUGUUGAAAUUGGAGAUUCUACUUUCACUGUAUUAAAGCGAUACCAGAAUCUGAAGCCGAUUGGUUCAGGUGCACAGGGGAUAGUAUGUGCAGCUUAUGAUGCGCUUCUUGAAAGAAAUGUUGCAAUAAAGAAACUCAGCCGACCAUUUCAAAAUCAAACACAUGCGAAAAGGGCCUAUCGAGAACUGGUCCUCAUGAAGUGUGUAAACCACAAAAAUAUAAUUGGUCUGCUAAACGUGUUCACCCCACAGAAAUCGCUGGAAGAAUUCCAAGAUGUUUACAUAGUGAUGGAGCUCAUGGAUGCCAACCUCUGCCAAGUCAUCCAGAUGGAGCUGGACCACGAACGGAUGUCCUACUUGCUGUAUCAGAUGCUGUGCGGCAUCAAGCAUCUUCACUCAGCUGGAAUCAUACACAGGGAUUUAAAACCUAGCAAUAUUGUGGUGAAAGCUGACUGCACGCUGAAGAUUCUAGAUUUUGGGCUGGCCAGAACAGCCGGGACCAGCUUCAUGAUGACCCCUUAUGUCGUGACGCGCUACUACCGAGCACCGGAAGUCAUCCUUGGAAUGGGAUACAAAGAAAACGUGGAUUUAUGGUCUGUUGGGUGCAUUAUGGGAGAAAUGGUUUGCCACAAAAUCCUCUUUCCAGGAAGGGACUAUAUCGAUCAGUGGAAUAAAGUUAUUGAACAGCUAGGGACACCCUGUCCCGAAUUCAUGAAGAAGCUGCAGCCAACAGUGAGGACGUAUGUGGAGAACAGGCCUAAAUACGCUGGCUAUAGUUUUGAAAAACUCUUCCCAGAUGUUCUCUUCCCAGUGGAUUCUGACCACAAUAAACUGAAAGCCUCCUCCAAAGAUACCAGACAAGCAAUUAGACGAAAGAGAGCACACAAUAGAAGAAUGGAAAGAACUGAUUUACAAAGAAGUUGUGGAGCUGGAGGAGAGGACCAAGAACGGAGUCAUACGUGGGCAGCCAUCUCCUUUAGGUGUAGCAACCGCCAAUGGCCCUCGGCAUCCAUCUUCAUCCCCAUCAGUCUGUGAUGCAUCUUCACUGUCCACUGACCGGACUCUGGCCUCCGACACGGACAGCAGCCUGGAAGCCUCCGCCAGUCCCUUAAGUUGCUGUAGAUGACGGCGAAUGGAUGUAGGAGGGAGGUGGCUACCAACAAAAAUCAGUGGUAUUAUUUUGGGGUGUUUUUAAAAGUAAUUGUGGGAUUAAUUUUCAGAGUGCUAAUUUUAAAGUAAAAUAGUAAAUCACGAUGCUAUUCUGUAAUUAAUUGUACAGUAUGGAACUUAAUUUUUAUUGUUUUAAAAUUGCAUGCUUUACUACUGUGAUUUUUGACUUUAUUUUUUCAGGAUGCAUUUAUAAGAUAGGUUUAUUAAAUGUAAUAUUGCUAUUCAGUUUGUAUCACAGCUUCUUUCAAGGUCUUUCAGAUUUGUUUUUUUAGAGAAUCUCUAUCAGCAGAGCCAUUUUUCAAUCUUUUAUUUCCAAUUGUUGUUACUUGUGGGAUUAUAGGUUAUGGAAUAAUGCCUGGAUAAGAUCUUUGAACAAAAAUGCUUCUGUGGGGUUUAUCCAGGGAACGCUGCUGCCUAAGCCAGCUGUCUCCAAGGGAGGCUGUGUAUCCAUUUGCCCAAAGGGAGGUUACGGGGGUGGGGGGUGGGGUGAGGAGUGGGCACGCCAGCGAUCCCAGGGGUGAGGUGGGCUGAAUGUUGCCAUCGGCCUGCCUCUCACCUCCUUUGCACGAGGCCUUUUAAGAUAAUCCCCCGUUUACACCUGCAGUGUCUUCACUUCUCCACUCAUCUGUUGCAUUAAGAUUAGUAGCACUUCUACAAACCAAAAUGCCCCCCCCCCCAAUGACAGCUUUCCUCUUGACCUGCAGCUGAUACUUCUGGAUCUGUGGUAAAAGUAUUCAAUAAGUGUACUGUGUACGCUCCGGAGGUGUGUGUCAGCCUGUGCAAUACUUUUGUGAUGUUGGGUAUUGGAACAGCCCAACAGGAGCCACAAAAGAAAUGAGGACUGCACUAAGAUCAUGUUUUGGUUAAUUUCCUUCCAAGAAAAAAAAAAAGUGUAGAAAUGCUGACUAUAAUUAAAAAUGGUUUUGCUUUCUGCUGAAAUGAGUUUCAAUACAUAUCUUUGAAUAUGUAUUUAAUUUUAUUCCUCUGAUUCAAAUUCUGAGUUCAUUGUGAAUUUAAAAUUGUGAAUUUAAAAAAAUGCAGAUUUUUGAGAAUUAAGCUUGUACUUUCUGCAUUGUGUAGAUAGAAGUCAUAUCUGUUUGUUUUUAUUUAUUAAAUUUGUAUGCUGCCAGUUCC